Messenger RNA from Jatropha curcas, 1414 nucleotides. Its product is annotated as diaminopimelate epimerase family protein. The record is from RefSeq and is a predicted model, not a curated record. NCBI's taxonomy places the organism in Eukaryota, Viridiplantae, Streptophyta, Magnoliopsida, Malpighiales, Euphorbiaceae. Gene Ontology annotation, cellular component: cytoplasm; cytosol. Gene Ontology annotation, molecular function: diaminopimelate epimerase activity.
AAAUAUUUUUUAGUCAUGCUUCAAAGCCUAUAUUGAACGUUGAACGCCUAACUAUCGGUGUUGUUACACACCCAAAGCCCCUCACAGUCUCUGCCAUGGCCGCCGUAGCCGCCGCCAUUUCUAAUUCCUUUACGACAUUACCUCACCGUUAUUUCACCUCCACUAAUCGUUUCCGCUCUCUCUCAUUAUCUAUUUCCACGUCUAUUUCUUUGUCCACUAUUCAAUCUAAUUCUCCAAGACCAAUCAUUUCUUUGAAAAACCCUAACUUUCGCUUACUGGCAUCUGCUGCUAUGAACGUCGAAGCUCCCGAUAAAAUUCCUGCUUCUUCUUUUCUUGAUCGGAGAGAAAGUGGCAUCCUUCAUUUUGUCAAGUACCAAGGCCUCGGCAAUGACUUCAUUUUGGUCGAUAACAGGGAUUCUACGGAGCCUAGGGUUACUCCAGAGCAGGCGGUUAAGCUAUGUGAUCGGAACUUUGGCAUUGGUGCUGAUGGAGUGAUUUUUGCCAUGCCGGGAACAAAUGGCACUGAUUAUUCUAUGAGGAUUUUCAAUUCAGAUGGUAGUGAGCCAGAGAUGUGUGGUAAUGGGGUACGGUGCUUUGCCAGGUUCAUUGCUGAGCUAGAAAAUUUACAAGGGAAGCAGAGUUUUACUAUACAUACUGGUGCUGGCUUAAUUGUUCCUGAAAUUCAAGAAGAUGGGAAGGUUAAGGUUGAUAUGGGUGAACCAAUACUUAAGGCAUCAGAUGUACCUACGAGAUUGCCUGCAAAUAAAGAUGAUGCUGUUGUUAAAUCAGAGCUAAAUGUAGACGGAGAAACCUGGAAUGUGACUUGUGUUAGUAUGGGAAAUCCUCACUGUGUGACUUUUGGGACCAAAGAAAACAAGGAUUUGCUGGUUGAUAACUUAAAUUUAGCUGAGAUUGGCCCAAAAUUUGAGCAUCACGCUGUGUUCCCAGCACGAACAAACACAGAAUUUGUGCAAGUUUACUCUCAUUCACACCUGAAAAUGUGCGUCUGGGAGCGCGGGGCAGGUGCAACCCUAGCCUGUGGAACGGGCGCUUGUGCAACAGUAGUUGCUGCUGUCCUUGAAGGUCGUGCUGGGAGGAAUUGCAGAGUUGACCUACCAGGAGGGCCAUUAGAGAUUGAGUGGAGGGAAGAAAACAACCAUGUAUAUAUGACUGGCCCUGCGGAAGUAGUGUUCUAUGGAUCAGUGUCCCUCUGAUGUGUGCCCUCUAGUUGGGUCAAUGGUUUUUGUAAUUUGUACUGUUUGCGUUCCUCUAUGCCAAGGUUUUCAGACCGGAGGAGAUCCAAAUUGAUAAGAGUAUCCUGGUUGUCUGAGCGAUUCAUGACAAAGUUUGAAAAGUAUAAACUUUGCAGAUGAUUAGUGAAUAUUAUGUUUUUUCUUAACAUUUAUUUGUGCAA